Molecule: messenger RNA, 933 nt
Organism: Galeopterus variegatus (Sunda flying lemur)
Lineage: Eukaryota; Metazoa; Chordata; Mammalia; Dermoptera; Cynocephalidae
Product: olfactory receptor 4C16-like
Exons: 1
Coding region: 1-933 (310 amino acids)
Biological process (GO): G protein-coupled receptor signaling pathway
Cellular component (GO): membrane
Molecular function (GO): G protein-coupled receptor activity; olfactory receptor activity
Source: RefSeq, a predicted model, not a curated record
AUGCACCUGAAUAAUAAUGUGACUGAGUUUAUUCUACUGGGGUUGACACAGGAUCCUGUUAGGAAGAAAAUAGUGUUUGCCACUUUCUUGUUUUUCUACUUGGGGACGUUGUUUGGUAACUUGCUGAUUAUUGUAACCAUCAAGACCAGUCAGGCACUUCAGAGUCCCAUGUACUUCUUCCUUUUUUACUUGUCCUUAUCGGACACCUUCUUCUCUACCUCCACAGCCCCUAGAAUGAUUGGGGAUGCCCUUUUGAGGAAGACCACAAUCUCUUUCAUUGAGUGCAUGAUCCAACUCUUUUCAUCCCAUUUCUUUGGCUGCCUGGAGAUCUUCAUCCUUAUCCUCAUGGCUGUUGACCGCUAUGUGGCCAUCUGUAAACCCCUGCACUACAUGACCAUCAUGAGCCACCGGGUCUGCGGUUUGUUGGUGGCCAUGGCUUGGAUGGGGUCCUGUGUGCAUUCUUCCACUCAAACUUUUCUUCUCUUGAGUUUGCCUUUCUGUGGUCCCAAUGUGAUGGAUCACUAUUUCUGUGACUUGCAGCCCUUGUUGAAACUUGCCUGUUCAGACACUUAUGUGAUCAACCUACUCCUGGUUUCCAAUAGUGGUGCCAUUUGCACAGUGAGUUUUGUCAUGCUGAUGUUCUCCUAUGUCGUCAUCUUGCAUUCCCUGAGGAACCACAGUGCUGAAGGGAGGAGGAAAGCCCUGUCCACCUGCAUCUCCCACAUCAUCGUGGUCAUCUUGUUCUUUGGUCCAUGCAUAUUUAUAUACACAUGUCCUGCAACCACCUUUCCCAUGGAUAAGAUGAUAGCUGUUUUUUAUACAAUUGGAACACCUUUGCUCAACCCUCUGAUUUAUACACUGAGGAAUGCAGAAGUGAAAAAUGCCAUGAGGAAGUUAUGGAGCAAGAAAUUGAUCUCAGAUGAUGAAAGAUGA